AUCGGGGUCUCAGAAAGGUCCUGGAUGUUGGGUGGGGGUGGACAGAGAGACCUUGGAGGGCUCAGGGCUCUCUACCACCUCAGUGGUUUCUUCCACAGGCCAGCACCACAGCGAUGCCUUUGCCCAGGUGAACCCCCUGAGGAAGGUGCCAGCCUUAAAGGAUGGGGAGUUCACCUUGGCUGAGAGUGUGGCCAUCCUGCUGUAUCUGAGCCGCAAGUACAAGGCCCCCGACCACUGGUACCCAGAGGACCUGCAGGCCCGUGCCCGCGUGGAUGAAUACUUGUCAUGGCAGCACACAGCCCUGCGGAGUAGCUGUACCCGGGCCAUGUGGCAGAAGGUGAGCCCCAGGGGACAGGGACCCCUCCCAGGAUGGUAAGUGAAAACAAAGUCAAAUUAGGAAGAAAUGAGGAGACAUUUCAAUAAAUGUUAACAUAGUUUCUGGGUCUGCAAGGAUUUCUAAGCCUAAGAACAAAGGAAGACUUAAAGAAGCGCCUAAUCGACUUUACCCAUACAAUGAAAUUUUGUCUAAGGAUAAAAAGGAUUACAUUUAAAACAAGCAAAAACCUGGGAAAGAUCUUGGCAAAGAUAUG
Messenger RNA from Hipposideros armiger (great roundleaf bat), 590 nucleotides. RefSeq names its product glutathione S-transferase theta-3-like. The record is from RefSeq and is a predicted model, not a curated record. The annotation marks the transcript as partial. Gene Ontology annotation, molecular function: glutathione transferase activity. NCBI's taxonomy places the organism in Eukaryota, Metazoa, Chordata, Mammalia, Chiroptera, Hipposideridae. The transcript has 2 exons. Gene Ontology annotation, cellular component: cytoplasm. Gene Ontology annotation, biological process: glutathione metabolic process.